Messenger RNA from Acanthisitta chloris (rifleman), 948 nucleotides. Its product is annotated as protein eva-1 homolog C-like. Lineage: Eukaryota; Metazoa; Chordata; Aves; Passeriformes; Acanthisittidae. The record is from RefSeq and is a predicted model, not a curated record. Gene Ontology annotation, molecular function: carbohydrate binding. The annotation marks the transcript as partial. The transcript has 7 exons.
AUGUUUUUUGCAGGUUAUAUUUCACAGGUACUAAAGAAUUACACCGACCAUGCCUGUGAUGGAGAAUAUGUCUCCCUGAGAUGUCCUCACCGAACUACCAUCAGCAUCCAGUCUUCUUUUUAUGGCCGAAUUGUACCAAGUCAUCAGAUGUGUCCUUCUCGCUAUCCCCACUCCUAUGCAACCUUAAUUAAAGAAGAUGUUGCCUGCUCAGUUGGCACUUCCCUUCAGAAGAUGCUGGAUGAGUGCCAGGACAGACGGAGCUGCCAGUUUCUUGUCAAUAGCCGACUCUUUGGUAUGGAUCCGUGCCCUGGAACCGGCAAGUACCUCAUCGUGUGGUACAAGUGCAGGCCAAAUGAAUACAAGAGUAAAGUAGCCUGUGAAGACGACAAGCUGAGGCUAAGCUGUAAGAAGAGCAUGGUGAUAGCCAUUUACUCUGCUAUCUUUGGGAGGACACAAGGAGGCAGCCUGGAGUGCCCAUACCAAAACCUAGGGAUGCCCAUGAUUGAGUGUCAGUCAGCUACUGCUCUCCAGCUCAUGAUCGAGCACUGUCAUGGGAAGAGAAGCUGCAGCAUAUAUGCCAGCACCUAUGAAUUUGGUGAUCCUUGUUACCCAGGCAUCCGAAAGCAUCUUAAUGUCAUCUAUACCUGUGAAUCCUUCUUUACUUGUGUUGGAAUUCCUCCCUUCCUGCAGACCAACCAUGUGGUUCGGGAAGAUUUUGAUGUCUUAGCCCAGGAUGGUGGAUUUUCAGUUGGCUUUACAGGAACUUUGCUAUGGCCAUCAGAGGCUCUGCAGCUGACACUUCAUGGCUUUGAUGUCAGCAUCUUUGAGGGAGUCAUCCUCAAUUUUCUGUAUGGGAAAAAUGACACAUCUCGGCUUGGAAUUUAUGUUAACAUGUACUUGUCUCCUGUUCAUGCUCAUGAUGGCCUAGAAAGCCUGAAGGAAAAUUCU